Salvia splendens (bonfire salvia) is the source of this 2045-nucleotide messenger RNA. RefSeq lists its product as uncharacterized. The transcript has 7 exons. NCBI's taxonomy places the organism in Eukaryota, Viridiplantae, Streptophyta, Magnoliopsida, Lamiales, Lamiaceae. Gene Ontology annotation, molecular function: nucleic acid binding; zinc ion binding. Bases 552 to 1832 code for a protein of 426 amino acids. The record is from RefSeq and is a predicted model, not a curated record.
CUUCUUAAUCCAGAUGUUAACAAUAUAAAUUGGCAGCAAAACUGUAGUGCAUUGAAUUGAUUUUGAUAAUCCAACAACCAAAGCUACAACUAACCAGGCUGCGAGGGGAAGGGGGAGUCGUAAGGGGAAAACUUCUGCUGCUGGUGAUUUUGAUAAUCACACAAAAGGUUGAAUUUUUAGAGUGAGAUGGAAGAGGGCAAGGGUAAAGAUUACAACUUUUCCUACUGGGAAACAGAUUUGAGGUGGGUAAAGUGGAAAAUCUGUGUGUUUGUGGGAUUAAAAUUGCCCAUGAACUGUGGAUUACCAUACUGGGGCAAUCUUCUCUCCCUUUCCUUAGAAUUUGAAUUCGUUUGAGGGUUUAUUUGAGGUUUUUAGGAAAAAGUGGUAAAUAAUCCACACAAUCUUGAAUAAAGAUUAGUAAAAUUCAGGUGAUAGUAAAAAUUAAAACUAAACAAAAAGUGGGUCCCACUUGCCAGAUUCAGCUUCAAAUGUCCUCCUUCCAUCUUCAUUUGAUCCAUUGAGAAUGUAAGAAAGAAAAAGAAAAAAAAAUAAUGUACUCUGUUUCUUCAUCGUCGUUCAAGGUGUUGAUACCUCAGCUGAGGUACAACCAUACUAAGCUGCGCUAUUCAAGGAAAAGACUGAGCUUUGCUCCUUUACCCAUCUCCAUCUCCAUCUCCAUCUCCUCCUCUUCCACAACUGACGACAACACUUCACCUUCCAAACACCCACAAGUAGUACAUUCUUCCUUAUUUACUUACAUUUUGCCGUUGAGAGACUUAAAAAUACUUCCUUUUCUACACCCAACAAUUUUUUUAAAAAACAAAUUCUUGCUUUAUGGUGUUACUUUGUUUAUUUCUUUAGGCCUUUUUAUCUGGUGUUGUUUGCAGCUGGGAUAUGAUCCUUCCGAGGAGCUACUUGGGCUUGCUGUUGAUUUACAUCCGAGGAAUGUUGCUUCUGCUGCAUCCAAACCAGGAUCAUGGAUAGGCCCAAAUGGUCAGUAUUUUCGAGAAUUACCCUGCCCGGGGUGCAGGGGAAGAGGUUAUACCCCGUGUACAGAAUGUGGAAUAGAAAGAUCACGGCCCGAUUGCUCACUCUGCAGUGGAAAGGGUAUAGUUACCUGCAAUCAGUGUAGUGGAGAUUGUGUUAUUUGGGAGGAGUGGAUUGAUGAACGGCCAUGGGAGAAAGCCCGAUCAGUUUCUCCCUUAAAAGUUAAGGAAGAUGAUGAAGUCGACAAUUUGGAUAUAAAACUGGAGCGGAGGAGAAAAACAAAGCGCGUCUAUCAAUCCUCUGCUCCCGAAGUCAAUCUGAAGAUCAGCAGGUCACUUAAAAGCCUCAACGCCAAAACUGGAAUAUUUAGUAAUCGGAUGAAGAUAAUCCACCGAGACCCUAUGCUUCAUGCACAGAGAGUUGCUGCUAUCAAGAAAACCAAGGGGACUGCUGCUGCAAGGAAUCAUGCUUCUGAAGUUAUGAAGAACUACUUUUCUGAUCCAGAAAACCGCCGCAAGAGAAGCAUUGCAAUGAGAGGGGUAAAAUUCUUCUGCCGAAAUUGUGGGCAUGAAGGCCACAGGAGACACUACUGUCCGGAACUUCAAGGCAAGGUCACUGAUAGACGAUUCAGAUGCCGCUUGUGUGGUGAAAAGGGGCACAACCGCAGAACGUGUCCAAAGUCGAAAUCAGGCGAAAAGAAGAUUGUGGUUCGAAGGAAUCAUUGCUGCAGUGUUUGUGGCCAGAGAGGCCACAACCGGAGAACAUGUCCACAGGUGCCUAGAGUAGAACCAGCUAGUUCUGGAAGCGUAGAAAGUGUGCCAUCUGUGUCUAGAAAAAGGGCAUAACAGAAGUACUUGCCCUCAUACAAGAUCAUGACAAAACCAUCAAGAUUUAGAUUAUAAGUCAUUUGUGACUCCAUUAGUUAACUUGACAGAACAAUCAAGCCCUCAAUUGGUGUGGCAAAUGCACCAUGUAUGAUAAAAUGUUGAUUGGAACAUUUUUGUUGGACGUCUUUGUAUGUGUUGAAUAUUGAAUGCAGAUGUACAACUCUCCCACUA